Gloeophyllum trabeum ATCC 11539 is the source of this 1881-nucleotide messenger RNA. RefSeq names its product P-loop containing nucleoside triphosphate hydrolase protein. Lineage: Eukaryota; Fungi; Basidiomycota; Agaricomycetes; Gloeophyllales; Gloeophyllaceae. Gene Ontology annotation, biological process: protein insertion into mitochondrial inner membrane from matrix; mitochondrial respiratory chain complex III assembly. Gene Ontology annotation, molecular function: ATP binding; ATP hydrolysis activity. Bases 1 to 1881 code for a protein of 626 amino acids. The record is from RefSeq and is a predicted model, not a curated record. The transcript is spliced from 19 exons. Gene Ontology annotation, cellular component: mitochondrial inner membrane.
AUGGAGGCAUUCAAGAGUUUGCUCAGCCCACUGGGCAUGCAGACUUCAAACGCCAUUCAAGACACCUUAAAAUUGGUCGUCCUAGGGGGCACCGUUGAGACGGCUAGGCGAAUGUCCGCUUCAGCAUGGAAUGGUUUCGUAGAAUCAUUCUUCUUGACAGCUCACUUCAGUCAAGAGGACUAUCCGCACGACUGCCGGGAAUUUGACAUAACCACUCGGACCGUAGGCCGCAAUACGAUCACCACCACGACUGCGGGCGACUUGGAGGAGGACGAGGAUGAGAGUGACGAAGUUUUGGUUCACGGACGUAAGAAGCGGAAAGUGGCCUUCAUGCCAAGCAUGGACACGACACAUACAAUUUACUACCACGGUCAUUGGCUCCGCAUAACUCGAUCCAAACGCUGUCAGGACUAUGGCUACUGUUCCGAGCUCAAGAUUAGCGUGGUAGCGCGCAGUAAUGAUAUCCUAAAGAAGCUCGUACUUGAGGCAAAGCGGGAAUAUGAGAAAGACGCCGAGCAUCGCGUUCACAUAUUCAUGGCAGACACGAGCUACGGCUGCUGGCGGUGGAAUGGCGCUCGUCAGAAGCGCCCAAUGAGCUCGAUAGUUCUCGAGCCCGGCGUGAAGGAGAUGCUGCUCUCAGACUGCAAGGAUUUCUUGCAGUCAGAAGAUUGGUACGCUGAAAGAGGUAUCCCCUUCCGUAGAGGGUAUUUGCUUUACGGAGUCCCCGGAAGCGGCAAGACAUCUUUGAUUCAUUCACUAGCCGGAGAGCUCGGGCUCGAUAUAUACGUUGUCAGCUUAUCCUCUAAGGGUAUGAGCGAUAAUACGUUAGCGAAUUUGAUGGGAAAUGUACCAUCAAGAUGUAUCUUGCUUCUUGAGGAUCUCGAUGCUGCUUUCACACGAUCUGUUUCCCGUGAUUCUGGCUCUACUGGCGCACCUCCGGCCUCAGGCACGGCCACGGCUAGCGAGACCAAAGACCAAGCUAGUGAUGGAUCUACUUUAAGUCUGAGCGGCCUACUGAACAGUCUUGAUGGCGUCGCAGCUGCUGAGGGCCGCUUGCUCUUCGCAACCACUAACCAUAUCGAGAGGCUCGACCCGGCUCUCAGUCGCCCGGGGCGUAUGGAUGUAUGGGUGAACUUCAAGCACGCGACUAAGUUCCAAGCAGAAGGGAUCUUCAAGUGCUUCUUCCCGUGCAAGAAGUCGGCCGCGGACGCCACACCGUCUUCAUCCAAAACGUCGUCUUCGACUCCGUCGGCGGAUGACGUUUCGCAGACCAAUGUGCCUGGUUCGAAGCGGAAGCCGCACAUUGUUAACCUCCUGAGCGAGGAGGAGAUUUCCGGACUAGCUAAACGUUUCGCAGAUGCCAUCCCCGAGGACGAGCUCAGUGUCGCCGCUCUGCAAGGCUAUCUACUGAAGAACAAGACACGUCCGAGGGAGUGUGUAGAUGAGGUUCACGAAUGGAUCAAACAAGAGCGCGAGACGAGAGAUAGACUUAAGAAGGAGAAAGAGGAGAAGGAGGAGAAGGAAGCUAAGGAGGUGAGAUCUUCGUCGAAAGCCGAAAGGGCUGAGAAGAAAGAAGCCAGGCUGAAAUCUAAACGAAUGUCGUCGCGUUCUGUGGAGGUCACAUCCUCCAAGGCUGAGACUCCUACGUCUGAUGUUGCGGUUUCGCCAGUGGAGGAAUCUUCAUCUGAAUCAUCAAGUUCUGAGGUGGACGGCACGAGCACCGGUGCGGAUGCCGAUACGGAGGAGAGUGUCACGUCAGAGGAAGAGACGGAGAAGCCAAUGGAAACUCAAGAGCCUGCAAAAGAUGCCAAGGAGAAAUGGGUUGCUGUCAAAGGUCAACAGACCGCGACUCCUGAAGUAAACGCCAAAGCCUGUGCGUGA